ACUCCAUCAGAUCAACAGAAACAUCAUGAAUUUGGCACUGAUAGAUCCGUUUCAAUUAGCCCAGGACUCCCCGGAUGCGCUCACCAAUGAUCUCAGAUCUGGCCAUGCGACCACCCUGAGAUUCAGUCGCAAGGGCGACUAUCUCGCCUCUGGGAGGGUGGAUGGGAAGGUAAUCAUUUGGUCAGUGAGCCCUGAUCAGAAAAAGCUGUUUGUGCAGAGUUUGGCAUCUUGAAAGGGAAUUCGCGAGUUCCUUGGUCACAACUAACAUUUUCACUGAAGGGAUAUGGAGACAUAUGGUGUUGCUAUGAAACUACAUGGUCACUGGAAGCAGAUUCAAAGUUUGAGCUGGUCGAGAGAAGGUCGCUACCUGUUGUCAGCGUCCCAAGACUGUAGAGCCUGUCUUUGGGACUUGCAGACUCAAGAACGUAUCCGAAGCGUCAAAUUCGAAGCGCCAAUCUACACAGCGGAACUCCAUCCAUACAACCACAAGCUCUUCGUCGCAUCCCUCUUCGAAGACCGACCUUACUUGGUUGACAUCACCGAUGCCAUCCCUGUCAAGCGUGUCCUUCCGACGACCCCUUUGAGCGACAGCAUCCCUCGCUCCGAGAACAAACAAGCCACGACCUCGGCCAUUUUCUCCGUGCUGGGAAACCACAUCAUCACCGGCACCUCCAAGGGGUACAUCAACAUUCUCGAGACCGAGUCCCGCAAAAUCAUUCACUCCACCAAGAUCUCGGCUGGGCUUAUCUCUCUGCUGCGCAUGACCACCAACGGCCGCCAGCUCCUCGCAAACAGCACCGAUCGCAUCAUCCGCACUAUCAAUCUGCCUGAUCUCAGCCUGAUAACUCCCUCCACCGCGCCGGACACAGACCCCAGCAGCAGCGAUGAGCAUCAUGACCGCGACCCAGCCACGCUGGCCGAGAACAUCGUCCUCACGGUCGAACACAAAUUCCAGGACCUCGUCAACCGCCUCCGCUGGAAUCAUUGCGCGUUCAGCCACAGCUCCUCCACGGGCAUCGCCGACUACGUGACCGCCUCCACAUACAUGAAGAAGGACAUCUACAUCUGGGAACUCCGCACCAACUCUCUGCUCCGCAUCCUCGAAAACCGCGAGGAGCCCGCGAUCAUCGAAUGGCACCCCUCUCGUCCUCUCCUGGCCUGCACGAGCAUCGAAACGGGUAGUAUCCAGAUCUGGGGCAUCGAGCCACAGCAAAAGUGGUCCGCAUUGGCACCUGACUUCACCGAAGUGACGGAAAAUGUCGAGUACAUCGAGCGCGAGGACGAGUUCGACGAGUACCCACAAGAGGAACACCAGAAGCGCCGCUUGGACAGAGAAGACGAAGAUGUCGAUAUCUUGACCGUGGAGAGAAAGAUGGGUGAAGAAGACAGCUUCGUCUUGCCGGUGCUGUACGACAUUGAGGACUCGGACGGGGAUGACCAGGAACUGGUGAGGCAUGGUGUUGGGACGCUUAGGAAGAAGGACGUCAACGAGGGGAAGGAGUAUGAGAACGAUGGAGAUGAGGUGCCGAAGACAGUGCGGCGACGGAAAUAUUAACGAAUGUUGAUGUGUUCACGACGACGGCGCUACGGCUUGGGAUCCCGGAAGGCUUCGAAGGGGGGGUUUGGUCCAUCAGCCAGGCGUUGUGUUACGGAAGGGCCUGGCGCAGUUGGGAGAACAGCUCAAGGUGUGGUUCAGGGCAGGCUUGGUGAUUGACAUGCUGGCGAUUAAGAUCAGUCACCUCAUGCGGACGGCGAAAAAGGCACGACGGUCGCGCGCAGCAGCGUCAAUGUAGAAUGUACUAUCCACAGUUCAGGGCGAUUGCGAGUUGAUACGUACAAGCAUCAGACUAAUUCAUCCGAAUGAGAAUCGCAUGAGAACCCC
Messenger RNA from Cladophialophora immunda, 1882 nucleotides. RefSeq lists its product as hypothetical. The record is from RefSeq and is a predicted model, not a curated record. The coding region runs from base 284 to 1555 and encodes 423 amino acids. NCBI's taxonomy places the organism in Eukaryota, Fungi, Ascomycota, Eurotiomycetes, Chaetothyriales, Herpotrichiellaceae. The transcript has 3 exons. Gene Ontology annotation, cellular component: Set1C/COMPASS complex. Gene Ontology annotation, molecular function: protein binding.